GUGCCGCAGACGAGAGAGAACUCGACGAAAAUGCGCCAACCCUCCACCAAUGGCACUCGCAGAUUCAGCCAAGCCCUGAGACCGCCAACUCACCCUGCACCCCUGCCGUCGGUCCCUUACAUCAAUCCGCUGCUAUUUUGGAAGCAACCGCCGCCUAAGCCGAAUCUCAAAAUUCGACUGACAACAGAUGGAGCGAUCAUGCUGUCAUGGAAUCUGCCCACGUUGAGCUGGCAUCACGAGGAAAUUAUGAGCUACCGAAUUUACUCGUAUCGAGAAACGUCAGAGGAGCCGAGCCAGUUACUUUGGAAGACUGAGGCAGACGUGUAUGCGCGUGCUCUGCCAAUGGCCUGCACCCUGAUGCAGAUCAUACAUGGCUACAAGUACCAUUUCGCAGUGCGCGCCAUCGACAUGAACUUCAGAAUGAGCCCGGAAAGCAACACCGUGAGCAUCGAGUUGCUAUGACGCCACCCAAGCACUUAACUAUGUAAAACCCAGAACCUUUUGCUGCCGGUUU
Messenger RNA from Cloeon dipterum, 514 nucleotides. RefSeq names its product activating transcription factor 7-interacting protein 1-like. Gene Ontology annotation, cellular component: transcription regulator complex; nucleus. Lineage: Eukaryota; Metazoa; Arthropoda; Insecta; Ephemeroptera; Baetidae. The coding region runs from base 31 to 462 and encodes 143 amino acids. Gene Ontology annotation, biological process: regulation of DNA-templated transcription. Gene Ontology annotation, molecular function: transcription coregulator activity; protein binding. The transcript has 2 exons. The record is from RefSeq and is a predicted model, not a curated record.